UUGCUAGAUGAAAGAAUGAUUCAAUCUUUCAUCAUUUCAUAGCCAAUCCCCAACCACCCACACACACUCCUCUCAAAGCCACCAUAAAAAAGCCCCACAAAUUUCCUUCUUCCAUUAGUACACACUUAUCAAUAUUCAACACAAAUGCCUUCUUCAAAAUUUGAACCAAAUGAUGACAUAUUUGAUUUUGUAAUCAAGAAAGCAAAUGGACUAAAAGGCAUAGCAGACACAAGCCUUGAAAUUAUUCCAAAUCAAUGCAUUCAACCAAAAGAACAAAGACUAGACAAAUCUCAAAUUGACAAUCAAGAAUCAAUCCCCACAAUUGAUUUGUCAAAUUUUGAUGAUUUAAAUGUUGAAAAAUCAAUUCAAGAAGCAGCAAACAAGUGGGGUUUCUUCCAAAUCAUCAAUCAUGGCAUCCCAAUUGAAGUUCUUGAAGAUUUGAAAGAAGCAGGACACAAAUUCUUUGAAUUGCCAGCUGAAGAAAAAGUAAAGUAUUAUAAAGAAAAUGCUGGUGCUGAUGAAUCUGUGUUGUUGUAUUGGAGUGCUAUUGGUGUCAAAGAUGAGAAAGUUUUGGAGUGGAGAGAUAGUAUAAAGCAUGGUUGUAAUCUAGAAAAUGAUAGCAAUCUUUGGCCUCCUCAAACAAGGAACCAAGUCUUGGAGUAUCAAAAGUGGGCUAAACCACUUGCUAAAAAGUUGUUAGAGGUACUAUUGAAGGGUCUCAAUGUCAAUGAAAUUGAUGAAUCUUUAGAACCUCUCUUGAUGGGAACUAUGGCUAUCAACAUAAACUACUAUCCACCAUGCCCAAAUCCAAGUAUCACCAUUGGUUGUCGCCGACACUGUGACGUGUCUUGCAUCACUCUGCUUCUCCAAGACGACACGGGAGGCCUAUAUGUCCGAGGGACUAAAGGCGAUAACUGGAUCCAUGUAAAUCCAAUAAAAGGCGCCUUAGCGGUUAACAUAGGUGACUCGUUGCAGAUCAUGAGCAAUGAUCGAUACAAAAGUAUAGAGCAUUGUGUAGCAGUUGAUUCAAGCAGGGCUCGAAUAUCUGUACCGCUAUUUGUGAAUCCUAGCCUUGACACUGUCAUUGGUCCAUUUCCACAAAUGCUAAAAGAUGGAGAAAAACCAGUGUACAAACAAGUCUUGUUUUCUGAUUAUUGGGAUUAUUUCUUCAGUAAGAGGCCUUCUGGUAAAGCAUCACUAGAUUUUGCUAAAAAUUGAUGCUUUGAUUUACAAAUUUUUUGUUAUGUUAAUGUUAUUGUAUUGUCAAAUCCAUUAUUAUGUAAUAACGAAAAGUGUUAUUUUAUGCAACCAUCGAUUUGGUGUGGUAGUGUUA
This is a messenger RNA of Solanum tuberosum (potato), 1333 nucleotides long. RefSeq names its product feruloyl CoA ortho-hydroxylase 1-like. The transcript is spliced from 2 exons. Lineage: Eukaryota; Viridiplantae; Streptophyta; Magnoliopsida; Solanales; Solanaceae. The record is from RefSeq and is a predicted model, not a curated record. The coding region runs from base 145 to 1218 and encodes 357 amino acids.